Penicillium arizonense is the source of this 218-nucleotide messenger RNA. RefSeq lists its product as uncharacterized. The record is from RefSeq and is a predicted model, not a curated record. Lineage: Eukaryota; Fungi; Ascomycota; Eurotiomycetes; Eurotiales; Aspergillaceae. The coding region runs from base 24 to 218 and encodes 64 amino acids. The transcript is spliced from 2 exons.
AGUUGCUUUCGCUCGAGGUCAACAUGUCAUUGGGAGCUUUCGCUCAGGAAUAUGUGAUCCGCUCCUUCUACAUUCCAACCAAUCUCUCGAAGAAGUCCAGUCCGGCGAUUAAAGCGACGGUCAUUACUAUUUGUGAACGUAUUCCUGAGUCAUGCGACACAGCAUGCUCUGCUGCUGAAAUAGUUUUAAGUGCGAUCGGAGUCCAACUAGCCAUCUAG